Messenger RNA from Exaiptasia diaphana, 1200 nucleotides. RefSeq lists its product as uncharacterized. NCBI's taxonomy places the organism in Eukaryota, Metazoa, Cnidaria, Anthozoa, Actiniaria, Aiptasiidae. Bases 34 to 1200 code for a protein of 388 amino acids. The record is from RefSeq and is a predicted model, not a curated record. The transcript has 5 exons.
AAGCUCUUUGUUUGUUAGAAUUGUUGUUUCAGAAUGCCUUUAGACGAUAGUAAUACCGAUACAACCGAGGAUGAAUCAACUAGUAUAAAAUCAGUGAUACAAGGGACUCCAAGAAGGAAAGGCGAGAGGAGGUCUUUGAUGUCAAAAAGUGAACAGAAUGUCGAAACUGCUGGAGAUGAAAAGACCACUGCUGAAGUGAAGUUACCAAAUAAUCCAAAAGAAUGGAGUUGUGCAAACGUGCACGCAUGGAUAACGAAACUUUUUGAUGGAGAGAUUGCCGGYAAGUUUCAGGCRGAGGAAGUAGAUGGACAAGAAGGAGGAAAGUAUGAAAAAAUUGGGACUAAACACAUUGGGAAAGAGAUCAAAGUUCGAAAGGUGCAUUGGAGAACUUCAGUGGAGAGAAAAAGAACAAGACAUUGUGGAAUCCAAAGUAGAAGACAGCAGGUCUGGAUUACCCACAUGGCACAAAAAAUUACUGAAAGCCUAAAAAAGACAUGGACUCCUUCACAAAAACAUGCAUACAAAAUACAAACUGCUGUCAUUAURAGAGAAGCAGGAAAAGUAUUUCCAAGCAAUUGCAAAGUGUAUUUCAAAGCACAAGAAGAAAAUCGUCUAAAACUGGAAGAACUUACAGAAAGCUUGCAUUUAAAAUGUUGUAUUCCAGAGAUUGGAUUUGGUAAAGAUUUGGAUACUGAUGUAGAAAAACCGAUUUCUGAAGAAUUUUCCUCUGAUAGAACAAAUAUCACACCAUACAGUGCUCAAGCAGUAGUAACAGUAGCUUUUAAAAGGAUAACUUUUAGAAGCUUGUCAUACAAUACCUUGGUGAAGACAGCAAAGGUCCUUGGGGUGAAAGCAAGAGGAAAAGGGAAGUACGAUCUAGCUGAAAAAAUGGCUAUUCAGUUCAUUGAGCAAGACUAUGUGAAAAUAGCCAAAGGAGGGAAUUUCAUUGCCCUUAAAAGAGAUGACAUCAAGUUGCUAAAAGACAUCACAAGAGAUAUACAAGAAGAUGCAAAUACAAGUACUGAAAGUGCCGAAGACAAGUCCAUUUCCAGUUUUGAUGAAAGUGAUACAUUAAUGGAUACAAUGGAUGACAGCAUGCCUUUGAAGGAAAGGCAAUUGCAAGAUAUUAAGAGACUGAAGGAUAUAGUACAAUAUGAAGGUGAAGAUUCUGAUGAAACUCAGGACUUAGAAAGUGAAUGA